Molecule: messenger RNA, 1249 nt
Organism: Cladocopium goreaui
Lineage: Eukaryota; Dinophyceae; Suessiales; Symbiodiniaceae
Source: the annotation of a GenBank genome assembly
AUGACUUUCCAAGGUCGACAAGCCUUGGCUGACGCGGCAGCUUUUCGCGAGUUCAUCGCUGCGCAGGGGCUGAAUGCGGCGCCUCCGCUGGAUCUGAGGGAUGCCCAGUGGGUCACCUUCGGCGGGUCCUACAGCGGCGCCCUAAGCGCCUGGGCGCGGCAGCUCUACCCGCAGCACUUCGCGGCCGCGGUGGCGUCGUCGGCGCCCAUCGAGAGUCAGAUGAACUUCCAGGGCUUCCAUGACGUGGUGGCCUCUAGCCUGGCGGCACCCAGUGUCUUUGGCACGCCGCAAUGCUUGGCCACUAUAAGCCGUGGCCAUGCAGAACUUGGCGACUUGCUGAAGACGGAGCGCGGCAAACGUUCACUGGAGAAGAAGUUCAACCUCUGCGGAAGCAAUCCGCUGGAUGUGCGUCAAAACAUCGGCGGUUGGGCGGGUUUUGGCGUAAUCACUAGCAAUCAGUACAACAACAAUCGAUGCCCCACCACCAGCUGUAAUAUCAAACUCCUCUGUGGCAAUCUUUCAGCGUUCCGCCGUGCAACGAUGAGUGAUUUGGAUGCUCUGGUGAUGUUGCAGCAACAUCAACGAGAGGAGAUGGUGGCAGGUGGGAACCCGAACGCAGCUGGCUGCACAGAUAUCUCCUGGCAGAGCUAUCUCGACAGCAUGAAACUCAUCGAAAAACACAGCGACUCCAGAAACUUCUUCCGCAUUUGGACGUAUCAACUCUGCACGGAGUGGGGAAAUUUCAUCACUUGCGAUGAAGGCUCGAAUUGUCCCUUUACGCGCGGCUAUAAUGACAUGGACCUGUGGUACAACAUGUGCCUUGAGGUCUACAACAUCAGCAAAGCGCAAGUGUUGGCCAACGUUCGGAAGACCAACGAGUUCUACGGAGGGACAAAGUUUCCCGGUGGAACGCAGGUGGUCUUCCCCAAUGGCGAGGUGGAUCCGUGGCACUCUCUGUCGGUCCUGGUACCUCCAAACCACAACAUUGACACCAUUUUUGUGAAGGGAGCAUCCCAUUGUGAAUGGAUGCAAGCCGAGUGGGAUUCCAUGCCCGAAGCGCUUCGGAGAUCGAAAAGCUCGAUCCAAAGAAAGAUUGAGCAAUGGCUUCUAAACCAAAAAACGCAGGAACUCUAGCACUGAGUGCUGAGAGCUGAGCUUGCCUGGAAGUGUUCCCAAGGGGACACACUGUACAAAUGCUUGUCAACAUUAGAUACAAUGUGGGGCCCCCAAACGAUAGCUAAGUUGGUGC